This is a messenger RNA of Leptidea sinapis, 1570 nucleotides long. RefSeq lists its product as uncharacterized. The record is from RefSeq and is a predicted model, not a curated record. The transcript has 10 exons. NCBI's taxonomy places the organism in Eukaryota, Metazoa, Arthropoda, Insecta, Lepidoptera, Pieridae. The coding region runs from base 189 to 1511 and encodes 440 amino acids.
AGCGUAUCGUAUACCACUCGCCAGUCACAACUCGUGGUAGACGGCCGCGCGCGCGCAUACAUACUCGGAUGCUGCGCGGACAUCGCGAUGUAACCGUGUGUUAUUUAAGUUGCAACAAAAUCAGUGCUCUGUGAGUGUGGCUACUAAUUGCGUUCAGAAAGAGCUACAAAACUACCCUAGACAGGGCGAUGUUAAGUGCGGCGAUAGCGGCGCUGGCGUGCCUAUGCUUGGCGCGGACGUCGCCGCCCGACACGCAUCCGUUCCGAGCGUACGCACUGUACACACCAAAGGAUUUAUCUAGCAUCUUAGCAAACAUUGACGAGAGACUGCGAAUGCUUGAUACUAUGAGUGCAGUUCAAGCGAAACAGGCGAGGAAACUCGACGUUAUACAAGACAAACUUGACCGUGUGGAGACCACAUUAUCGCUGAGGCUUGAAAGAGCACAGUUAGCAGCAGAAAGAUUAGAACACAGAUUACACAUGUUGCAGACAAGUAUACAGGCUGCGGUGAAAGAGAGCAGUGAAAAAAUUGAACGAAGCCAGGCGAAGAUUGUCGAAAUCGCGAGCAACCUAACCAACCAUAUCAAUUCGCACUCUCGUUUACUGGAUAAGGUAAGCGGUACUUAUGCAGAUACGUGGCGACGGAGUCUGCUGCUAGAAUCCCUGAUGAGGGACGGCAUGUCACUCGUGAACGCGACGCGCCGAGAGCUGGCGGACGGGCUGCGAGCCCUGGCGCGGCGACAGAGAGACGCUCGCCUCAACUCUGCAGACCUGGAGGCAGCCUUCACGAGACGCCUCAACGACAACACUUUCAAAAUAGAUUUAAAGAUGCAAGAGGUACUAGAUACACAAAAGAGGUUUGUCGACUCUUGCCAGAGGGUUCAGCUAGACGAUCCCACCCAUGUGGCAGACGUUUUGGAUAAACUUAUAGAUUCACUUAUAAACAAAACUGCGUCCACUUUUCACGAACUGCAAAACAUCCAGAGCACAAUGCGUAAUCACGAUAACAGAGUUAUGAAACUACUCAACAGCCGACCAACUCAGAGUGACGCAACAUGCAAACGUCUCGAGAACGCAUUACGGAACACAACACACGUUUUCAAUGAGAAAGAACUGCAACAGCUGACAGAUAAGUUCAUAGGACUCACGAACCGAGCUGAUGCAGCGCUACAGAAGUUAGAAGGGCGCUUGAGUGACGAGGCAGAACUUCAACUACCAGAGUCGGAUAUUACAGCCGCAGCAAAUAAAUUGAUGCAGAAGUUGAAUGGUAUCAAAGGUGAGGAAGACUCUGGAGAGAUUGAUUGGGGAGAUGAUGAACAAGAUAUGGGAUAUUUUGAUGGGGGCGGUGAUGAUUUCAUGGAUGAAGAUGAUAAUGUCAUCACUAUAACAGAAAAGCCCGAAACAACAACAACAACAAUGAGAAAUGUGCCUGUAAGAUCUCCCCAUCGGAGACAUCUGCACAAACAUCCAUAUGACCGUGGUCCAUCAUUGAAAAACAUUCCUGGUUUAUAAUAAUUGUAAGCUUGUGAUAUAUAUUAUACACACUAUAAAUAACUUUGAUGCCAUAACAA